AUGGGGAAGUCACUUGCCAAUGAGAUUGUUCAAGAGGAAUCACGCGCAGCUCUUGAAAGUCUCUUGUGCAAAGCUCUACAAGGUGAGGAGGAGAAAAGCGUAAUGCUAAAACUGAAAAAGUUUGGUCAAAACACUCAUCCAGAUUCGACUUCUGAUGUGUGUGUUCUUGUGAAUUCAUGCACGAGUCGGGAUUAUACUGAGAAAAUCAUUGGUGUCUGUUUUGUUGGUCAAGACAUCACUAGUGAGAAAGNACCUAAUGAGGCGCAAGUUAAAGACUUGGUGAAUUGGCUGGUGGAGAAUCACGGUGAUGAGUCGACUGGUUUAACAACUGAUAGCUUGGUGGAUGCGGGAUACCCUGGUGCCAUCUCACUUGGAGAUGCGGUUUGUGGUGUGGCUGCCGCGGGGAUUUCUUCAAAAGAUUACUUACUUUGGUUCAGAUCCAAUACUGCACGUGCUAUCAAAUGGGGAGGAGCUAAACAUCAUCCAAAGGAUAAAGAUGAUGCCGGAAGAAUGCAUCCGAGGUCAUCGUUCAAAGCGUUUCUUGAAGUUGCGAAAAGCAAAAGCUUGCCGUGGGAAAUCUCAGAACUUGAUGCAAUCCAUUCCCUGAGGCUUAUAAUGAGAGAGUCAUUUACGAGCUCCAGGCCAGUUUUGUCUGGUAACGUUGUGGCAAGAGGUGCUAAUGAGCUUACUUCUUUUGUGUGUGAAAUGGUCAGGGUGAUUGAAACCGCAACUGCACCUAUUUUUGGUGUUGAUUCUUCUGGAUGUAUCAAUGGUUGGAACAAGAAAAUCGCUGAAAUGACGGGUUUGCUAGCUAGUGAAGCCAUGGGGAAGUCACUUGCCAAUGAGAUUGUUCAAGAGGAAUCACGCGCAGCUCUUGAAAGUCUCUUGUGCAAAGCUCUACAAGGUGAGGAGGAGAAAAGCGUAAUGCUAAAACUGAAAAAGUUUGGUCAAAACACUCAUCCAGAUUCGACUUCUGAUGUGUGUGUUCUUGUGAAUUCAUGCACGAGUCGGGAUUAUACUGAGAAAAUCAUUGGUGUCUGUUUUGUUGGUCAAGACAUCACUAGUGAGAAAGCAAUAACAGAUAGAUUCAUCAGACUGCAAGGAGAUUAUAAGACUAUUGUUCAAAGCUUAAACCCGUUGAUUCCACCGAUCUUCGCCUCAGAUGAGAAUGCUUGUUGUUCAGAAUGGAAUGCAGCCAUGGAAAAGCUUACCGGAUGGUCAAAACACGAAGUGAUUGGGAAAAUGCUACCUGGUGAAGUCUUUGGAGUUUUUUGUAAAGUGAAAUGCCAAGAUUCACUCACAAAGUUCUUGAUCUCUCUGUACCAAGGAAUUGCUGGUCAUAAUGUUCCAGAGAGUUCACUGAUUGAGUUCUUUAAACAUAAGGCAAGAAAUCAAGAAUCCUCUCAACGGUAUCCGAUUUUCACAUGAGCUUCUUGAAUCCUCAGAGAUUUCAGCUAGCCAAAGGCAGUUUCUGGAGACUAGUGAUGCUUGUGAGAAGCAGAUCACGACAAUAAUCGAAAGCACAGAUUUAAAAAGCAUCGAGGAAGGCAAGUUGCAACUGGAAACAGAGGAGUUUCGAGUUGAAAGCAUCUUGGACACAAUCAUUAGCCAAGUGAUGAUUAUGUUGAGAGAGAGGAACUCACAACUCAGGGUUGAAGUUGCUGAGGAGAUCAAAACUCUGCCUCUCUAUGGUGACAGAUCAAAACUUCAGCUCAUUCUUGCUGAUCUUAUGCGCAACAUUGUGAAUCAUGCCCCGUUUCCAGAUAGUUGGAUAGGAAUCAAGGUCUCACGAGGCCAUGAGCUUACACACGAGAAUGACCACUAUAUCCAUGUACUAUUCAGGAUGAUACAUCCAGGUAAAGGACUUCCUUCAGAGAUCCUUAGUGAUAUGUUUGAGACUGGAGAUGGAUGGGUCACGCCUGAUGGUUUAGGGCUUAAGCUUUCACGGAAACUUCUGGAGCGGAUGAAUGGUCGUGUGAGUUAUGUUCGAGAAGACGAACGUUGUUUCUUUCAGGUGGAUAUCCAAGUCAAGACAAUGUUAGGUGUUAAGUCCAGAGGAACACAGGCUGUUUCAAGCAUAAAGUAGAAAUUUUGAGCUACAAGACAUAGUAAAAUUAGUGAAAUUUGGUAGUUUUAAUGCCUGAGUAUAACCAAAUGUAUCAAUGAGAACAAAGGUUUCAUUAUUUAUGACCAAAUAAGACGUAACUCAAGUACACACCUAUGUACACAUUUUUGGA
This is a messenger RNA of Camelina sativa (false flax), 2237 nucleotides long. NCBI's taxonomy places the organism in Eukaryota, Viridiplantae, Streptophyta, Magnoliopsida, Brassicales, Brassicaceae. The record is from RefSeq and is a predicted model, not a curated record.